Moneuplotes crassus is the source of this 2197-nucleotide messenger RNA. The record is from the annotation of a GenBank genome assembly. Lineage: Eukaryota; Ciliophora; Spirotrichea; Euplotida; Euplotidae.
UAUGGAUACUUACUGCCCCAAAGAGGUUAUUUCUACUGCCACUCCUAUUGUUAACAUUGAAUGCAACGAUGCGUUCCAGCUACUUAGUGAGAAGGAGAAGAAGUUUUGUUACUACUUUUCAAAGGCUUGCUGGGCUGGAUAUAAAGUCUGCACUUUUGAAAGAUCUUACGAAUCCCCUGCUCUGUUGGUUUUAAUCAAAAUUAUGUUUGGAUCUGGUACUAAGGAUACAAAGCAAAGAGCUGUUCAAGCAGGGCUAAGUCAAGAUGAAUGGGACCAACUGGUUGUGUAUUGCGCAUCUUGCUUAGCUAAUGCUGGAAAUUUUAAAAGCUUUGGAGAUACAAAGUUUGUUCCUGAGCUUCCAGAAGAUAAAUUCUAUACAGCCAUCACUUGCUCAUUUUUCUAUGAAGAAUACAAAGACAUUUGCGAUACUAUCUGGGAGAAGAUCAAGGAUUUAGUAUAUUCAGAGGAAGAUCCUCAUGCUAAAAUAGGAUUUUCAGACAAAGGAGGAUCCUCUGCCUAUUAUUCCUCAAACAUUACUAAGGAAGAUGCUGAGCUUGUUGAUAGAUUUAUCAGUAAUCAACCAGAAUUCAAGCAUGUAGUUACUCCUCUAAACACAAGAGUGCUGAAGAAUUCAGAUGGGUCAUUUGAAUUGAAGAUUCAUUCAACUAAAAGAACUCCAGAUGGGAAUUAUAUAAAAGAUCAUGAAUAUGAGGGAGUCAAAAUCAAAAUUGUCAGAGGCCAUCUUGAUUUUGUGUUUGAAGAUAUCGUAAAAAGUCUUCAGUUUGCGAAGUACUAUGUUCAAAAUGAUAGGCAAAAGACUAUCAUAGAUAAUUACAUAAAACAUUUCAUCACUGGAGAAGAGAGUUACUUCAGAGAAGCCAUGAUCAAUUGGGUGCAAGAUCAGAAUCCUCCAAUAGAGUUUGAGAUGGGUUUCCAGGAAACUUAUUUGGAUCCAUCUGGAAAUAGGGCUGAAUUCGAAGGCUUGUGUGCUAUAGUUGAUAAAUAAAGAAAGUCAACUUUAUACUACACUUGUUGAUAAUGCAGAGAAACUUUUAGAGUAUUUCCCUUGGAAUAAAGAUUUUGAAAAGGAAGUUUUUAAGAAACCUGAUUUCACUAGUUUAAAGCUGAUCACACAUGCUUCUUCAGGAGCACCAUUAGGUCAGAAUCUUCCAAACUAUGAUGAUAUUAGAGAUACACACGGAUUUAAAAAUUAUACCCUGACAAAUGCUGUUCCAAAGAUGUCUUCAAAGACAGUGCAGUUUGCUCAUGAGGAUAUGUGUGAAUUACUAUCCAAAUAUAGCAAAGAAGCCCUUGAUUUAAAGGUAGCACUCCAUGAACUUCUGGGACAUGGGUCCGGAAAACUCUUCAUACAGGAUGUCAAUACUAAAGAAUUUAAUUUUGACAAAGACAACUUGGUAAACCCUCUGACUGGGGAGAAGAUUGAGACAUGGUACAUGUCAAACGAGACUUGGAUGAGCAAGUUCAAGAAGCUACAUUCUGCAUAUGAAGAAUGUAGAGCAGACACAGUUGCAAUGUAUCUUUCUCACUUCAAAGAACCCUACAACAUUUUGUUCGAGGGGAGAGAAGAAGAGUGGGAAGACAUUGAGUAUGCCAUGUGGUACUCUGUCGUUAACAGAGGAUUCUUUGGACUCAUAUACUAUAACGACCAGACUGAUGAGUGGGGACAAGCCCACGUUAUUGGGAAUUAUGUCAUUAUGAAGGUUCUUUUUGAAGCUGAUGGUGUUGUUGAUGUUGAGCUGACUGAAAAAGAUGGAAAGGAAUAUUUUUAUGUCAACCUCAAUAGAGAUAAGUUUAGAACUGAAGGUCAUGAAGCUAUCAAGAAGUUUUUGAAUAAGUUACACAUCCUCAAAUGUGUGGGUGACUACGAUACAGCCAAAGAAUGGUUUGGAAACUACAUGAAGGUUGAUGAUUACUUUUUGAAACUUAGACAAAUUGCACUUGACAAUAAAGCCCCCAGAAGACUAGAACUAGAACAUAAUUUAGUGUUGAAUACAGAGGGAAAGGUUGAGUAUAAGAUGUAUGAAGAGAGUCAUGAAGGAAUAGUACAAAGCUUUGUAGAAAGAUUUAGUGACGUCUGUGACAUUCAAAUGUACGAGGCUUGGCUAGAAGAUCUUAAGUUCUGGUCUUCAUAGUUUUAAGGGAAGAAUAUUGGCCAAUAGAUAAAUCAAUAAUUUCC